AUGCUCCAACUCUAUUUCAAGUCGCUCAUCGUCUGCGCUGGACUGGCGAUCUGCCAAUCUUUUGAUCCGUUAGCAUUCGUCGACCCCUUGAUCGGCUCUCAGAACGGUGGCAACGUCUUCACCGGCGCAACACUCCCGUACGGCCUCGCUAAAGCGGUCGCCGACGUUGAUGGUGAGAAAACAGGUGGAUUUGCGACUGACGGGAGCAACAUUACCGGCUUCAGCAUCGUUCACGAUAGCGGCACAGGCGGAAAUCCCAGCCUUGGUAACUUCCCGCUUUUCCCGCAGGUCUGUCCCGGCGAUGAGCUCAAUAACUGCCGCUUUAGAAUCGGGGACCGGGCAACCAAAUAUGAUCUGAAAGAGAUCGUCGCCGAGCCGGGGUAUUUCUCAGUAGAGAUGGUCUCCGGCGUAAAGGCCGAUAUGACCGUGUCCGAGCAUGCAGCGCUCAUGCGUUUCCAGUUCCCAAGUGGGAAUGAGCAUCCAUUGGUCAUGUUGGACUUGACGGACCUCUGGGCAAGCAGGCAGAACGCGUCAAUAAAAGUUGACACGCCUACGGGAAGGAUGGCAGGUAGCGGCACUUUUCUGCCUAGCUUUGGUGCUGGGUCGUACGUGCUUCACUACUGCGUCGAUUUCUUUGGAGCAGAGAUCUUUGACACCGGCGUCUGGGUCAACAACCGUGCGGGCAAUGAACCAAAAGAGCUGACUAUCCAGAGGGGCUUCAAUAUGUUCUACCAAGAGGGAGGUGGCUUUGUUCGCUUUAAAAGGCUGACCCGUAAUACUGUCACUGCCAGGAUGAGCGUGUCAUUCAAGAGCAGCGACCAGGCAUGUCAAAACGCCGAGAAGGAGAUUCCGGACCCAACCAACAAUUUCGACUCGCUGGUCAAGACGGCCAAAGACUUAUGGAGGGGCAAAUUGAACACCGUAUCUAUCAAGGCAGGCGGUGCCACGGAAGAUGUUCAAAAGAGCUUCUGGAGCGGACUGUAUCGCAACAUGAUCUCACCCCAGAACUAUACCGGAGAGAACCCGUUCUGGGACACUGGGAUACCGUACUUUGAUUCUUACUACUGCAUGUGGGAUAGCUUUCGUGUCCAGCACCCCUUACUUACCGUCAUCGACCCAGUAGCUCAGACGCAAAUGGUCAACUCGCUUUUAGAUAUCUACAAACAUGAAGGCUGGCUGCCAGACUGCCGCAUGUCCCUGUGCAAAGGCUGGACUCAGGGAGGUUCCAACGCCGAUGUAGUUCUAGGUGAUGCCUAUGUCAAAAAUUUAACCUCGAUAGACUGGAAACUGGCCCUAGAGGCUAUGACCAAGGACGCCGAGGAAGAGCCGCAUGAGUGGUCAUACCAGGGCCGAGGCGGCUUGGCCAGCUGGAAGACUCUCAACUACAUCCCGUAUCUCGACUUUGAUCCUAAUGGUUCCGGUACCAACUCGAGGAGCAUCUCCCGUACCUUAGAGUAUUCAUACAAUGACUUCAAUCUGGCUACUCUGGCUAAGGGACUGAAUGAAGGCACCCUCCAUGACAAAUACAUGGCACGGAGCAUGAACUGGCAAAAUCUGUGGAAGCCAGACCAAAAGUCCCUCAUAAACGGCACCGACACCAAUUUCAUAGGUUUCUUCCAGCCAAAGUACCUGAAUGGGACUUGGGGCUAUCAGGACCCCAUUGCCUGCUCCUCGCUGGCUGGUUUCUGUUCCCUAACAACGAAUCCAAGCGAGACAUUCGAGGCAAGCAUCUGGCAAUACCAGUUCAUCGUCCCUCAUGCAACAUCAACUCUCAUUGAUAUGAUGGGUGGCGAUGAGGCCUUCAUCUCUCGUUUGAACUACUUCCACGCAUCCCCUCUUGCAGACAUCUCGAACGAACCGGUAUUCCUUACCGUUUAUCUAUAUCAUUAUGCUGGUCGCCCGGGUCUAUCGGCACAACGAAUACAUCAGUAUGUUCCUUCGGCUUUUAACUCUACACGGGGCGGUCUGCCCGGCAAUGACGAUUCAGGAGCCAUGGGCGCCUUUCUUGCCUUUUCCGUCAUGGGCCUGUUUCCGGUGGCGGGACAGGAUGUGUACCUCAUCACACCUCCUUUCUUCGAGGAAGUCAGCGUUAAGAGCCAGGUGACGGGGAAAAUGGCCACCGUCAAGUGCAUUGGAUUUGACGCCGCGUACAAGAACCUCUUCAUUCAAAAUGUCAAGUUGGACGGACAGGCAUGGACUAAGAGCUGGAUCGGACAUGAUUUCUUCACCCAGGGACGGACGCUUGAGCUGACGUUAGGCGACCAGGAAUCGGACUGGGGAAAAAGCAAGGAGGCAAGGCCUCCGAGCUACGUUGCGGCUUCCAAAUCUUGA
Molecule: messenger RNA, 2331 nt
Organism: Colletotrichum truncatum
Lineage: Eukaryota; Fungi; Ascomycota; Sordariomycetes; Glomerellales; Glomerellaceae
Product: glycosyl family hydrolase 92 protein
Biological process (GO): glycoprotein catabolic process; protein deglycosylation; carbohydrate metabolic process
Cellular component (GO): cytosol; nucleus
Molecular function (GO): carbohydrate binding; peptide-N4-(N-acetyl-beta-glucosaminyl)asparagine amidase activity
Source: RefSeq, a predicted model, not a curated record